AUGGGCAAAGCCAAGCGUAUCAACAAGGCGGACGGCUUUGAAAAGCGUAAGGAAAUGGCAAUCAUUCUAUGGAUCGUCAUCCGGCAGAACACAGCGGUUGACCGCACAAUAUCGGGAGACCGGGAGCUUAGUACUCGCAAGAAUGGCUGCGAAGGAAAGCCGCGGCAGGCUCUUGUGCUCCCAUUAAGAUGUCCGUGAGCGUCCGGACGGAUGACGCCAAUCUUAGGCGCGGGAUCCCAAGGAUAUUGUGAACAUAUGACAUGCCAAGAGACCUAUGGAGCGAAACGACAGGCUACUGUCUUUGGAUGCCGCGCGGUCCACAGCACACAUGCCGCUCGUAGAGCUGUUGCCGAUUCAAAAGCCUACUACCGCGCCUUUAGUGUAGUCCAGCGACAACCACAGGUGAGGAUGCACAUGGUACCCACUGCAGGUUCACACGUCUUCGACUUCCGCGACAGAGGCAAUCCAGUCUACUCAAGCAUGACACUGCUGGAUAUCAUGCCUUAACGCCAGUCGUAGACUGUAUCUUGCACUAACCCGGGCUAAUGCCAGCGUCAGUCGUACAAAGAGAACAGCCGACCUUG
Messenger RNA from Baudoinia panamericana UAMH 10762, 584 nucleotides. RefSeq lists its product as uncharacterized. Lineage: Eukaryota; Fungi; Ascomycota; Dothideomycetes; Mycosphaerellales; Teratosphaeriaceae. The record is from RefSeq and is a predicted model, not a curated record. The transcript has 2 exons. The coding region runs from base 211 to 507 and encodes 98 amino acids.